Messenger RNA from Vitis vinifera (wine grape), 1119 nucleotides. RefSeq names its product protodermal factor 1. NCBI's taxonomy places the organism in Eukaryota, Viridiplantae, Streptophyta, Magnoliopsida, Vitales, Vitaceae. The coding region runs from base 64 to 909 and encodes 281 amino acids. The transcript is spliced from 3 exons. The record is from RefSeq and is a predicted model, not a curated record.
AGAAGCUGCUCAUCCCACUCUCACUCCUUUCUUCUUCUUGGUUUUUCUUGGAACCACACAGAGAUGGAGAGGGAAAGAAACAAACAGGCUUCCCCAUUCAUCACCAUUUUGGUUGCUGCACUGCUUUCUCAAAACUUGCUCAUUCCUGUAAUCGCUACCAGUGUUGAAGAUCAAAAGAACUAUUACUCUCCAGACCCACAUGCUGGAAGACCCCCCAGUGGUUCACACAGGACUCCUCCUUCUGGAACUUCACCAAGACAUGGAGGUACCACACCUUCACACGGAAGCUACAACCCCACACCCUCACAUGGAAGCUACAACCCCACACCUUCUACAGGUGGCGGAGGAAGUUAUGGAACCCCAACACAUGAUCCAACUCCAUCAACUCCUACAGGUGGCGGUGGUGGUGGAUACUACCACUCUCCUCCAACUACUGGUGGUGGUGUUGGUGGUUCGCCACCGCUUGUCUUAAGCCCACCAACCACUCCAAUAUCUAUUGACCCGGGUACACCUGGUAUCUCCAUACCCACACCUCCAUUUCUUCCUGAUCCAAACUCACCCUUCACUGGUACAUGCAAUUAUUGGAGUACACACCCGGGUGCGAUAUGGGGUCUGUUGGGCUGGUGGGGGACUCUGGGUGGAGCAUUUGGCGUAGCUAGCGUUCCAGGAUUUGGGGCAAAUAUCAGCUUGCAGCAAGCACUUUCAAACACACGUACUGAUGGGCUGGGGGAACUAUACCGGGAAGGGACUGCUUCCUUGCUGAACUCCAUGGUGAAUAAGAGGUUCCCUUUCACAACCAAGCAAGUUAGGGACCGUUUUGCUGCAGCACUCAGCUCAAACAAGGCUGCAGCAGCACAGGCCCACCUCUUCAAGUUGGCUAAUGAGGGCAAACUCAAGCCUAGAGCCUGAAAAUGACUUAGGUCUAGUUACCCUCAAUUUCUUCUUGAUCUGAAUAUGCGCCUAUGAGAUUUAGUUUAUGGGUUUCUGCGUGCAUUUUAUUUGUUAGUGUGUUAUUUGGAUGUUAGUGUCUUAUUUGAGAUUUUGUGUUUCUAGUUUCUUAUGAUAUCUGUGAUGUUACAGAAUAUUGAAAUGGAUUACCAUGUUACCUUUUUGUUUUAA